Molecule: messenger RNA, 2444 nt
Organism: Lolium perenne
Lineage: Eukaryota; Viridiplantae; Streptophyta; Magnoliopsida; Poales; Poaceae
Source: RefSeq, a predicted model, not a curated record
UUAACGCUGCGGGAUACGAGUAACGAGCGGUCAGAUUCAGGGGGCUGUCUCCCUGGGUGCUCCACCGUAAUUCUCUGUCACCCCCCCCCGCCCUACAUUACCGCUACAGCUACACCGAGAGACCGAGCAGAAGAAGGAAGCAGGACGGCGACGCAGGUCGGCAGGUCGAUUUGGAGCUGUAGCCAGAGCCUGGUAGCAAACCAGAUCAAGACCGAGGUAUUGUGCAUGCACAGAUCAAUUCACCCCUUCUUUUAUCAGUCUUGCUGUUCAUCGAUGACGGUAGUGGAUUACAUUGACUUGGAUGAUGAUGCGUGUUUUGUGAAAGUAGAUUUUGUUGAUUUGAGCACUGACGAAGAUAGUGUUGAAAAAGAUGGCAAUGUUCCAGAAGAUGACAAUGUUGCUAGGUCUGAAAAUGUGGCUAAAGCUUCAGUAUCAUCGUCAAUUUCAGAAGAAGAUGCUAUUCCUAUGAUGCCCUUGUCAAAGUUAGAACAGGAGCAUGCUGCUACAGCAUCCUUGUCAAUUGUAGGACAUGGUGCUGCCACAGCCUCAGUAAUGGAAGAAGAGAGUAUGCAGCCUGAACAUCAGAAGUUUCUCACGACAAGCGAUGCUGCAAAAGAGGCCACACGUUCUGAAAAUCAUGGGCUUAUUGCAGCAGGUCAUUUGGUGGGCGAAGUUAUGCAGUCUGAACAUGAACAAGUUGCUGCCACUUCCAUGUUGUUGUCAAAACAAGGUGCUAUCACAUCGUCAUUAAAGGAAGACAGUUUCAUGCAGUUUGGCAAACAGGUGUUUGUUGUGGCGCUUGAUCACGCGAAAGAGGCUACACAAUCUGAAAGUACAGUGAAGGCUGCUGGGUCGCCGUCGAUGACAGAAAGAGGUACUACCUGCAAAGUUCACCGUGUGGGACAACUAUAUCAGAUGAUUGGAUGCCCUUACAUCAUAGGAGAUGGCUUAGAUUUAUACUCUUCCCAUGGUGGAGGCCACCCACAAGGUGAACCUGGUUCCAGCACACUACUGUGCACCAAAUCAGAAGUAUCAAUCAGGGUGAGAGGAGUUGCUGGGAAUGCUAUGGGCAGCACAGGAAUCAACAAUAUCCAUGCCCAGGAAAAACCAGAUCAGAACUGUGAUUUUGAGGCAGAAGCAGAAGCAGAAGCACUCUGCCAGGAAGUGAGCCAGGAUGUUUUUGCUAUGUCCCUGUCUCCUCAGGACAAAGAGAAGAAAAUCAUUCAGCUUAGGAAAUUCUAUGACAGGAAAGGAAAGAAACAAGUGAAUGCCUCUGCCACAGAACACAACAGGCAGUUGAGGAUUGUCCAUAGUAAUAGAGUGUUACCACCGCUGCACAAUGGAAAUGUCCUUAAUGGUGAAGUUGUGGUGUCCACCUACCAAGGAUGCAGGACAUCCCAAGGAAAUACAGUGCAUGACAAGGUCCACAACAAUGAUUCACAGGGCUGCAUGGUUGAAGGCUGUACAAAUGGUGCACAUGGAAGCACACCUCUAUGCGUUUUCCAUAAUUCAAGGCCGCACAAAAGGUGCUGCGCAGUUGUUGGGUGCACGAAGGCAGCAUCAUCAUGUAAAAGCAGUGUAGGCCGCACAGACCGUUGUAUUAAGCACGGAGGUGGCAAGAGGUGUAAAUAUGAUGGUUGUGGGAAAGGUGCUCAAGGAAAUACAGAUUACUGUAUUACGCAUGGCGGGGGAAGGCGAUGCAAGUCUCAAGGAUGCAGGAAGAGUGCGCAAGGGCGAAGUGAUUAUUGUGUCGAACAUGGCGGCGGCAGACGCUGCAAGUAUGAAGGAUGUAGCGAGAGCAGAACAUGUAUGAAAGGUUUCUGCUCUACGCACAUAACAUAUACUUUGAGUGGGAAUAAUUCUGGUCAUGAAAUGCUGCCAGAACCAGCACCAGCGUGUUGGGCCAAGAAAGCAGAACGAUCCAAAGGAAGAAAGUCUUGCUCAGUGGCUGGAGGAAGGGCUCAGAAAAGGCAGAACACCAAUGAUUAUGUGUUAGCAUUAGAAGCUUCAGUGUCAUCGAGACGGCAGAGGAAAAGGCAGAGUUUUAUUUGUUAGAACAGUAUGCAAAAGCACAGCAAACAACUCGCAUGAUGAGCUUGGAGAGUGGCCUCCCAGCAGGGCCUCCACUCCUACUACGGUACUGAAGUUCUGAUGGCGGAGGUUUACACCUGGAUCACAGUCCCCCUUAUUUUGUGAUGAGCUUGCUGUCAAGAUGGUAAAAGGCACAUCUAGUCCAUGAUGAAUAGCUGGAGUCUGAACUAUAGUUAGUCUGAACUAGUAGUAAGUAGUUAAAAUAACUACUAAGGGUAACAGGAGCUGAGACAUCUAGGCUGAAGAUAUUUUCACGUAAGGUAGAAACAAUCUCUGGGCUAAGCAAUGUUUCUGUUCGAACACAUGCGUAUGAAUUGGCUGCUUGUUUGGUUUGAACUGAGAUAUUCAGAAAA